AUGGUGUUCCCAACAAUUUGUCCUACUGGCACGUGGAACUCGGUCGGGACGUUGAUUGGCAAUAGUUCAAGUGCUCUUAAAAAUGUGGCUGUAGAUCUGCUAAGCGGGAGCGCGUAUGCUGUUCACUUUGCCGUUCCAAACGGUCAACUUCUUAAUGUUGCUGUUCCAUAUACCGCAAUAGCAUCCAAUCUAGCAGGUGCUUGGGGUACUACUGUCGAUCACUAUUCAAACGUUUAUGUAGCAUACGCUGUUUCAGUAUUAAAGUAUCCAGGCGGGACGUUAGUAGCGGGUGGAGCUGGCGGACAAACUUCUCCUGGCAUGGCAUAUGGUAUUUUUGUCGAUUGUUUCGGUGCAAUAUAUGUAACUGACCACGCAUACCAUCGUAUUCAAUUGUGGACAAAUUCUAGUGUCGGAGUAACAAUUAUUGGCUCACAAAAUGGUACUUCUGGAAGCGGACCGAACGAUCUACUCGCACCAAUAGAUGUUAAACUUGAUCAACAGGGUAAUAUUUAUGUACUUGAUACCAAUAAUAAUCGAAUACAAAAAUACCCCCCAGGCGGCGGGACCGGUUCAACAGUAGGAAUUCUCCCAGCGAACAGUGGUGCGAAUUCGUUAUUUGUAGAUGAUUGUGGAAACUUUUAUGUCAGUCAAACAUCGGGCAUAUAUCAGUUUACUUCAGUAUCGGGUUCAGGAACAUUAAUUCCACUAACAUUUACUGGUACGUCAAACGGAAUCGCAUUUGAUGCUCAAAUGAACCUGCAUAUUAAUGUAAACAAUGGUGCAGUUGGUUCUACGUAUAAAUAUGCGUAUAUAUAA
Messenger RNA from Didymodactylos carnosus, 816 nucleotides. The record is from the annotation of a GenBank genome assembly. Lineage: Eukaryota; Metazoa; Rotifera; Eurotatoria; Philodinida; Philodinidae.